This is a messenger RNA of Acanthosepion pharaonis, 1230 nucleotides long. NCBI's taxonomy places the organism in Eukaryota, Metazoa, Mollusca, Cephalopoda, Sepiida, Sepiidae. The record is from the annotation of a GenBank genome assembly.
AUGUCUGCCCUGCUCUUUUAUUCUCACUACAUGGGUCACAAGCAAAACACCAGCUCCACUCAUGUCUGCCCUGCUCUUUUAUUCUCACUACAUGGGUCACAAGCAAAACACCAGCUCCACUCAUGUCUGCCCUGCUCUUUUAUUCUCACUACAUGGGUCACAACCAGAAGACCAGCUCCACUCAUGUCUGCCCUGCUCUUUUAUUCUCACUACAUGGGUCACAAGCAAAACACCAGCUCCACUCAUGUCUGCCCUGCUCUUUUAAUUCUCACUACAUGGAUCACAACCAGAAGACCAGCUCCACUCAUGUCUGCCCUGCUCUUUUAUUCUCACUACAUGGAUCACAACCAGAAGACCAGCUCCACUCAUGUCUGCCCUGCUCUUUUAUUCUCACUACAUGGGUCACAAGCAAAACACCAGCUCCACUCAUGUCUGCCCUGCUCUUUUAUUCUCACUACAUGGAUCACAACCAGAAGACCAGCUCCACUCAUGUCUGCCCUGCUCUUUUAUUCUCACUACAUGGAUCACAACCAGAAGACCAGCUCCACUCAUGUCUGCCCUGCUCUUUUAUUCUCACUACAUGGGUCACAACCAGAAGACCAGCUCCACUCAUGUCUGCCCUGCUCUUUUAUUCUUACUACAUGGGUCAAACAAAACACCAGCUCCACUCAUGUCUGCCCUGCUCUUUUAUUCUCACUACAUGGAUCACAAACCAGAAGACCAGCUCCACUCAUGUCUGCCCUGCUCUUUUAUUCUCACUACAUGGGUCACAACAGAAGACCAGCUCCACUCAUGUCUGCCCUGCUCUUUUUAUUCUCACUACAUGGAUCACAAAUCAGAAGACCAGCUCCACUCAUGUCUGCCCUGCUCUUUUAUUCUCACUACAUGGGUCUGUCUGCCCUGCUCUUUUAUUCUCACUACAUGGGUCACAAGCAAAACACCAGCUCCACUCAUGUCUGCCCUGCUCUUUUAUUCUCACUACAUGGGUCACAACCAGAAGACCAGCUCCACUCAUGUCUGCCCUGCUCUUUUAUUCUCACUACAUGGGUCACAAGCAAAACACCAGCUCCACUCAUGUCUGCCCUGCUCUUUUAUUCUCACUACAUGGGUCACAACCAGAAGACUAGCUCCACUCAUGCCUGCCCUGCUCUUUUAUUCUCACUACAUCGGUCACAACCAGAAGACCAGCUCCUCUCAUGUUUGCCCUGCUCUUUUAUUCUCACUACAUAG